Microbotryum saponariae is the source of this 725-nucleotide messenger RNA. The record is from the annotation of a GenBank genome assembly. Lineage: Eukaryota; Fungi; Basidiomycota; Microbotryomycetes; Microbotryales; Microbotryaceae.
AUGGAUGGGGUCACCGCAACGAAGCUGAAAAGUGAGUCCGCUCCUGUCCGCUCUCGGGUCUCCACCCCCCCCCCCCCCCUCCUUCGGUCGCGCACCUUUCUCUUUGCAUCGAGUCUUUAUCGCCACCCUGGUCUCCCUCUCUCCCUCUCCCUCCCUCUUUCCCCACGGCUCGCAGAAAACAAGUGACCCUCUCCCUUGACCUCGCCUCGCCCUACGCUUGCCCCGUUCUCCCCCUGCUGGCCAUCUUCCUCGAGAACGACGCCUUUGAGAGCACCCCCCAACUCGACUGCCUCGCCACACUGCGCCUCGACAAGCCCGUCCCCCUCGUCCUGCGUCCCGGCGUCCUCGACCGCUACGUCUCUCGCGCCUCGGAACGUGGCAACACGAGCAUGACAGGCGACACCCCUUGUGGCUGCGACUGGUUCGGCCGCACGCUCCAGGCCCUCGGCACGGCGCUCGGCUGGGUCGUAACCCACACGUUGUACGUUUGGCGAGGCUUCCCUGCCAACGCCAUCAACGUGCCCGAGGUGACCGUCGCGGAGCGCCGCCUGCUCAUGGGGCACAGCGCGGACUUGACGGCGUACGAGCGGUACUACCAGAGCCGCCGUACCAAGGUCGACACUCGGGCGCCCUUUGAUCCCUUCAGUUUGGACUCGGAAUCAAUGAGGCUCGAGAGCGAUCUCGUGCCUUUCACCGGCCCACGGACGAGGACGCCACCAAGCUGA